AGCGUUUUGAACCUCAAUGACUCGGUCGACUGCGUGUUGUCCAGAUGGGCGGAGCACCAGCAGAGGUCCUUAGCCGAUAGAAGAGGAUGGCUCAAGAUUGGGCCGCAUACGCUGCUGCCCUGCAGGCUUUGGCUCCGGCGCAAAUGGGGUUAACUGGGCAAGCAGCGCCUGCAGCCCCGACACUGCCUAGUUUGCCUGCAGUGGCCCAACACCCCCCAGCAGCCCCACUUGCCGACGCGGCAACCAUUGCUGCAGCCGUGGCCUUGUUGCAACCACAGAUCGCCGGAGGUGCCGGCUACGGUGCGCUUCGCUCGGCCAGUAUUUCAUCACCCCCAGCUCCAUAUGGCAAGGCGCCCUCAGUCAAUCCAUGUGGGGCAGGGAUUGCAGCACAGGUUGAUGCAAACGCAGCGUUGUCAGCCAUCCCAGGCUUAGACCCAGCGACCCUGGCUGCAAUUGCUGAAGCCUUGGGGAACUUCAGUUCUGCCCCAGCGCAGGCGACUGGGAAUCUUCAAGGUCUUCAGGGCUUGGAUUUGAACCUUGCAGGACUGGCCAACAGUGGCAACCGAAAAGGUGUUGGGCCGGCUCCAAACUCUGGCGGGCUUUUGGGUCCACGGCCGCCCAGGAACCCACCUGGCGUGAUUGGAAGAAGGCCUCGACCAAAAGCAGUGCCUGCUCCUUUACCAGCACUCCGAGAAGAGGACGUGGCAAAUUCAUAUGCUUUGCUGGAGGCAGCUGAGGCUCGCGAUGAGGGGCGGUGUCGAGCGCUUGUCCAGCACCCCAACUUCCGCCACGUGAACCAGAAAACCAAGGAAGGCAGGACGGCACUGCACCUGGUGAUGCUGAAGAAACUUCCAGAGGACCUUUGCUUGGCCAUUGCCAAGCACAAAGACUUCAAUGAGGUGAAUGCAGUGGACACGUUUGGCUACACGCAGCUGAUUCUUGCCGCCUCCAAGGGCAUGUCCCAGGUGUGCAAAGCCAUCCUUGACAGGGAUGACUUCGUAGGUAUCAAUGCCCAGGACAAGUGGGGUGCCACGGCGCUUCAUUGGGCAGCGGACCAGGACUUAGCCGAGGUUUGCGAGAAGAUUUUAUCCCAUCCGGAGUUUGUAGAGGGCAACCGAAGAGCUUGGAGCUUUGCUUUUGAAGACAAGACGGCAUUGGAUGUGGCUUUGAACCGCAACUGCAAGGCUGCAGCUGAAGUGAUCCGCAAGCACGUGGGUCCGCGAUAGCAGCCUCGGCCGUGAACCCUGUCAGGGAAGCGG
This is a messenger RNA of Durusdinium trenchii, 1259 nucleotides long. The record is from the annotation of a GenBank genome assembly. Lineage: Eukaryota; Dinophyceae; Suessiales; Symbiodiniaceae.